AGUGGAGGGGUAUGAAAAGAGCAGGACUCAAAGAAAGCAGGCAUGCUCAGAAUGCCACUGGGCUCCAGAAAAUACAGAGCGAGUGCAAGAGAACGCGACAGAGAAAAGAGAGGAUGUUGAAGGAAUAGAGAAAAGAAGUGUGUGAAGGUUGCCAUACUGUGCCAGGAGGCUGGCCAGGUUGGCCAUCGAAGGUUUGUGUUGAAACCUUUGCCACAGAUUGAGAAGAAUUGAAGAAAAUCAGUUAAAGUGUGGCCAAGAUGGCUGAGAAGAAAGUCAGCCUACCUGCUAAGCUGAUUAAUGGGGGCGUGGCUGGAUUAGUGGGUGUGACCUGCGUCUUUCCCAUUGAUCUCGCCAAGACCCGCCUCCAGAAUCAGCAGGGUGCUCGUGUCUAUAGUGGAAUGCUUGAUUGUUUGGCAAAGACGAUCAAAAUGGAGGGCUACUUUGGCAUGUAUCGAGGAGCUGCCGUGAAUCUUACUCUAGUCACUCCAGAGAAAGCCAUCAAACUGGCUGCUAAUGAUGUCUUCAGACAAAAACUCUCCAAAGAUGGAAAAUUACCUCUGUGGGGAGAAAUCCUUGCUGGCUGUGGGGCUGGAACCUGUCAGGUGGUAGUUACCACCCCCAUGGAAAUGCUAAAAAUACAACUUCAGGAUGCUGGCAGGUUGGCUGCUCAGCGGACUGUCACUGCUUCUGCUCCUGCAACUGGUCCGAUCCCCUCAUUGGUUCCCUCCCGGGUAGCCCAACCAGACAACAAUGUCCCCCCUCGACCGUCAGCGACCCGCAUCACUCUGGAGCUUCUUAAAACCCGAGGCCUCAGAGGUCUUUAUAAGGGGGCGGGAGCUACACUGAUGAGGGAUGUCCCCUUCUCCAUGAUCUACUUCCCACUGUUUGCCAACCUCAACAUGGUGGGCCGGACAGAGGAUCGCUAUAGCAACCCCCAGGAACGGGCCCCCUUUCUGCAGUCUUUCGUGGCUGGCUGCAUGGCUGGCUCAGUGGCCGCAGUAGCUGUCACUCCCCUGGAUGUUAUAAAGACCCGUCUACAGACCUUACAGAAGGGAGAGGGAGAGGACUUUUAUAGAGGCAUCAUUGACUGCACACAACGCAUUUUAAAACGAGAGGGACCAGCAGCGCUUCUCAAAGGAGCAAUGUGUCGAGCACUGGUCAUCGCUCCUCUCUUCGGCAUUGCCCAGGGCGUGUACUUCUUGGGCGUUGGUGAGCAUGUGCUAGGGCUGCUGGGAUAGCAGCAAGUGACGUCACCUCAAUCAUCAAAACACAGUGCUGUUUCUACAGAAGGAGAGGGAGAAAAAUUACAAGAAAGAAGGGAAGAGAAGAGGAAUGAUGUGGAGAGGAAAAGAAGAGAAUGUCCCAGAUUUCAUUUGAGAUGUGAAUACGAUGUAAAAAAUGGAGUGAAAUCCGUGUAUCCAACCAAAGGAGGGUCAAACACUUUGGGAGAACAGAGGAGGGUUGUUUAAUGCUUACAUAAGAGCCAAAAUUGCACACUAACCAUGUUUAAGAAUCUAAAAGCUGUAAACCAGGUUCUUUAGGUAAGACAGGGUCCUGUUUUGACUAAUCUGGCAGGGUUUUUUCUCCUCAGAGUUUAAUUAUGCUAUUUUGUAAUGAUUAAGUAUUUUCAUUUGUUUUGUUUUUUUAAGUCGAAGUGUUUAAUUUUUUUCGAUGUUAAUGCCAGUUUAACAUGCAGAGAAUUUCAAGUUAGCCACCCGUAGUUUGAUUUCCAGAAAAGUGUUUCCUCUGUAGCACUUUCAAAACAUUGCUUUGUUUGUUUGAGCAUAUUUACCAGCCUGACUCCGUAACAUUGGCUCAACCAAUGCCGUGAGUUUGGGGCAGAGCUACCUGUUCUGACCAUCUAAUGACAGACAGAAGGAGUGAUCUAUUUGAAAAACAUCAUUGGGUGUGUUCGACUUCAUGCAGCACUAUGCAGACCGAUCAGCACCGUACAUGAAGCAGUGCAUGUCAGGUAGAAAUUUUGUCCAACUUUAGACAUGCGCCAAUGCCACCUCACCAUGACAUAUGCCAUCAAAGAACCGUGACAACAUUUAGAGACCAGCCGCCUGGCUCAGUCAGCGCAGUUGCACCAAAGUGGCUGCACAAAGUCUGAUGAUCGACAUCGCUUGUUCCAAUUGGCCAGACUAACCAAUGACAAUGGUGACAGUAUUCAUCAGCACAUAACCUUUUCAAAUACAUAAUGUUUCUGGUUACUAUAUAUCUAAAUUCCACUUCAUCUGCAAUAAAGAAAGCAAACAUCAUUCAAUCUUCUGUGACGGCUUAACGGCUCUCUUUUCAACUCCUCCCCUGACUGCAACCGACAAAUCACGCUGAGCGGUAAGGCAAAGCACAGUUCAAGUCGAACACACCUAUUAUUAUUGCAAUAGAGCAACAAUUUGGUUCCGAAAGUAAAAAUCUCAUACAUUUUUUGCCAUAGGGGAUUUUAUUAUUAACAAUAACUAAUAAACCUUUAAAUACACGAGCUCAGAGUUUGUUAAUCAAUGGUAUAUGCUUAGCUAUAGCCAUCAUUCUGAGUAAUUUCAACAUAUUUAAAAAAAAAAUUAAUAAUAUUUAAUAGCAGAAUUCCUGUUAAAGACUGCAUUGUCCAUGAUCCUGAGGGGAAAAUCCACCAAUCGGUCAUGGUGCAGUGACAAUUUGAUGACAACCAAGUCGGUCUCUCUUUGCUCUCAAACUGCUUAUAUAUUUGAAUAUUACAUUUAUAUAAUUAUUUUAAUAUUUUUCCACAGUUUUUAAUUCAAUAACAUCAUUUGUAAUGCCUAAUGGGACUGCAGUUCAUUCCCUCAUUGAAGACGUUAAGUGCACAUUCUUGUUCUUUUGUCUGAUUUUCAAAUAAUGUAUUGCUUCAAAUCAAAGUUUGGAAUGUUGUGAUUCACCUCGGAGCUAGAUGGUUUAGAACUGUUUUAUGAAGGAUUAUAUGAAAUCGCUAUGGAAAAAAAUGAAUGGGAAACAUACAUCCGGAACCAGGGUGGCUGAAAUUGGGUGGGUGCCUUUGCCCUUAAUUUUGUUUGGUUAAAGUUUUAAACCAAGAUAAAUCAUGAUGAACAUAAUGAUUCAUUUGUUAGUAAUCUACAUUAAUGUGUAUUUAGAAGGCAGUAAGUAGUUUUGAAUCAAUGUUGACAAUAUACAGUUCUGAACCAAGAUUAUAGAUGAAUUACACCCUUUAAACAGCAAAACAAGAAGCAAAUCAGUGUAUGUAGGGUCUGCUUCCCUAAUCUUUGUAAUCUGGUUGCUACUUUAAUCCUAGUCUCUCCGUAAAUCUCAGUACAUCUGAAGAGACUGCUGGGUUAUGCUGUUGAGGCCUUGUCUUCCUGUCAUAUGUUACGUUGAGGGACAACAUUACAUGUUGUGUAGGGAAUAAUAGCAUAAUUAUGGGCUUCAUUUUGUAAUGCUCUCUAAGUGAUAUUUUUGAGUGCAAAAUAAAUGAAAUGCAAUAAAGCCUUAUCCUUGCCAAUUAAGUCUUUUACUGAAAUUUUCACUGAAAACGUAACAAAAAGGACCAGUUGCUUUUAAAGUAUUGAAACCCUUUUACAUCAUUUGUGUCUUUGUUUACUUUUAUGUGGAUAAUUAGUUGUAUAGGAAUUAAUAGUGCCCUCCAUGUUUUUUGACUCUGAUGUUUUUUUUUAUUAUUAUUCUGUAGUAAAGGGCACAGUGUGAUAUGUCAGAAUUAGACUGUUCUAACUAUGCAGAGAAACACAAGUGAACACAAUCUUGAAUAGAGAUACAUCUUAAAUGCACUUGAAAAGUGAAAAGAAAACUUUGACGCUUUUAAUUGCUCACAAUUUGUAUGAACAUUUCAAAAUAAAAGUCCUUGCAUAUUAGUUAAUA
Molecule: messenger RNA, 3846 nt
Organism: Xyrauchen texanus (razorback sucker)
Lineage: Eukaryota; Metazoa; Chordata; Actinopteri; Cypriniformes; Catostomidae
Gene: slc25a18
Product: solute carrier family 25 member 18
Exons: 10
Coding region: 258-1238 (326 amino acids)
Biological process (GO): L-glutamate transmembrane transport; aspartate transmembrane transport; malate-aspartate shuttle
Molecular function (GO): L-aspartate transmembrane transporter activity; L-glutamate transmembrane transporter activity
Source: RefSeq, a predicted model, not a curated record